Iphiclides podalirius (scarce swallowtail) is the source of this 1359-nucleotide messenger RNA. Lineage: Eukaryota; Metazoa; Arthropoda; Insecta; Lepidoptera; Papilionidae. The record is from the annotation of a GenBank genome assembly.
AUGGAUAAAGGAACGUUAUACAAUUACACAUACAAGCUUCUCCUUAACAGUUUUACAAUCUCCGAUGCGACUGCGACGUACCAGUGCCGUUUCAUCCGUACCAAUACAUUCAUAAAGAAUCGUACCGCAAAUCGCAUCGUCGUGUCGGAGUUCGGAACAAAGGCCGUGCCAGAUCCAUGUCACACGAUAUUCGACAGGGUCGCCGCCAUCUUUAAACCAAACGAAAAGCUGUCGGAUAAUACAAUGGUGUCUGUGUAUCCGUUUGGAGACGAAGUGUACACAUUCACUGAAUCUCCCAUUAUACAUAGAAUAGAUCCAAAGACACUUGAUACGUUGGAUCGUAAAGAUUUAACGAAGAGUAUUGCCAUUGUCAACCAUUCUGCUCAUCCACAUGUACUACCAAACGGUGAUGUCAUCAACAUCGGUCUCACUGUAACAAGAAGCGGAAUACGUCAUGUCAUUGUAAAAUUUCCUUAUACGAAGAAUGGUGACAUGUUUGAAAAAGCAUGUAUAGUUGGCAGUAUGCCACCCCGUUGGAAGUUGCAUCCCUCCUACAUGCAUAGUUUUGGAGUAACCGAAAAUUACUUCGUCUUAAUCGAGCAGCCAAUGGCAAUUUCAGUCUGCGAAGUGGCAAGGAAUAUUAUAAUGAAUAAAGCAUUCGCUUCUUCUUUGAACUGGUUUCCGGAAUACGAGACAAACAUUGUCCUGAUAAGCCGCAGUACUGGAUCGGUUGUGAAACGAUUUCGAACAGGAACUUUGUUCUACUUUCAUAUAAUCAACGCUUUUGAGCAGGAUAAGAAAUUAAUUGUCGAUCUCUGCGCAUACAAAGAUGCGAAAAUCCUCAACGGGAUGUACGUAAAAGUAAUGGAGAGUGUUCAAAGCAACGCUGAGUACGCGGAGUGGUUUCGUGGGCGUCCAAAGCGACUGGAAGUGCCUUUGGAUGAUGAUACUACGGACCUUAUAGUACCGAGGUUGCUUGUGGACAUUGGGUGCGAGACACCUAGGAUAAAUUAUGACUCGUACAAUGGACGGCCCUAUCGAUACUUUUACGCAAUAGGUUCAGAGGUGGACGCGAAAAAUCCUGGCGCUAUCAUCAAAGUAGAUACGUGGACUGGUGACGCAAAACAAUGGUUUGAGAUAGACUGUUAUGCAAGUGAGCCGGUCUUCGUGCCAGAACCCAAUGCCUCGAUAGAAGACGCUGGUGUUCUGUUGUGCGCAAUAGUGUGGGGCUCAAUCGAGUGCACGAUUGGCCUUUUAGUCCUAGAUGCGCGUACCUUGAAUGAAAUCGGGCGCGUGGUGUUCCAAACACCGUCGCCAUCGCCCAAAUGUCUUCACGGCUGGUUCUUACCAGAGCGCGUG